AAUUUUCCAUUUGGUGCUAAUAACUGAAGUGGUGAGUCCUUAGUUUUUGUCAAAUGAGACAUACGGUAUAUUCAUAUGAAAUGCAGCACACUUUUUGAACGAAUGUGAUUUGAAAUGAUGUAACUUGUGUUAUACAAAGGACCACAAAAGGCUAUACAUAAGUGGAAUACAUAAAGCUAAUGAUUCCUGAUUUGUUAAUAGAAUGUGCAGGAUUAGUUUCAGACUAUUUUUUUCUUUCAUGUUGGUGUUUAACUAUACUUACUUUGCACCAUGAAGGCUAUUGUCAGGGAGCCUAUAGAACAUGAAGGUGGGGAGCUGUUGAGUUCAGAAUGAGCAAUAACUGCUUUAAUCAGAACUAUGACAUUACUCUUGGUGCUACAAAGAAGUAUGUAGUCCAAGAACUGAGAGGACACAGAGUAAACAUCAGCUUUCUUCCUCUUCAUUGGCCCCAGUGAUGCUAUUAGUGACACUCCGUUGCAGAGUUUGAUUUAGUCUGUGGUACCAUAUGUAAAUGUAUGUCUUGUCUGUUGCAUGAUGUCACAAGUAUGUAAUUUGACUGACUGAUAUAUAUUAUAUAUGAGAAUUUAGUUGUCACUCGUACCUGAUGAAGCAAGUAAACCAAGAAAUAUUUUGCUCACAUUUCAAAGGGGAUUAUGUAAAUGAAUAAAACUAUUAACUCAUGAAAUGGUGAGUUAUAUGGUAUUAAGGGUGAUGCAGAAAAUCUUUGAGUGUAUAAGCCACAAUGUUCUGUAACUCUUAGACAUUGCUGGCAGAGUACAUUGUGUGACCAGUAGUUUGCUAAGUAAUGCAGUUUGUUUAAGAUAUUUAUAAUACAAUACGUUAAUACAAAGGCUGAAUAGGAAAAAAAAAUAUCAAUGCAUUAUGAUCCAGUUUUGUUCUUUGUAAGCAUCAAAUUCUCCUCUGCAUUGAAACAUUUUGAUUUAUGAUUCCUUCUGCCAUGUUGUCUUUGGUUCCUCCAGUUACCAGUGGAUUAAUAAUGCAGUUAGAACAUUCAAAAUGAAUAUGACUUCUACAUUCUUUAUUUAUCUUUUGGUAUUCAGCAAAUAUCACAGUGAAGAUGUGUGCAUUUUCAUUGUUUAUAUUUAUCUGUGAGCACUGAACUGAUAUGGUAAAGAAACUCAUUUCGUAAUUUGUGCAUGAUGACUUAUGAUAUGAUAAUGUAAAAACAACCAGAAAGAAGUUGACACAAUGUGUAAAGCCUUUUAAAAGCCCACCGCCCUAAAAAUAGUUAUAUUCAUCUGAGUGUCAUACUACAUGUACACUAGUAAUGCUGUUUCCUUUGCAGGUGUGAGUCCACAGCUGCUUGAUGGAGAUUCUGUACUGUUUAGGGGAAUUUCCCAGUGGUCCCCAGUUGUGAAAGCCAGAAGCUUUGCUUGUGCCCGCUGUCACAAUGCUUAUACUCGCCGAGACAACCUGAUGCGUCACAUCCGAUUUGAAUGCGGUGUAGAACCACAGUUUGAAUGUCCCAUAUGCUACAAAAAAAUGAAGCACAAAUUUUCAAUGAUUAAACACAUGAAAAACCAUAACAGGAUUAGAAAUUUACAGCAAGUAAAUUUUUUGUGUGAAUCCACAGUUGUUGGAAGGAGACUCUGUAUUGUUUCAAGGAAUUUCUCAAUGGUAUCCAGAUGUAAAAGCCAGAAGUUUUACUUGUGCUCGUUGUCACAAUGCCUAUACCCGCCGACACAACCUGAUGCGUCACAUUCGAUUUGAAUGUGGUGUAGAACCACAAUUUGAGUGUCCUGUAUGCCACAUAAAAAUGAAACACAAAUUUUCUUUGAUUAAACACAUGAAAAAGCAUAACAGGAUUGACAAUUUACAGCAAGUAAAUUUUUUGUGAGAGAUGAACCAGUUUUUUUUUGUAAUAUAUUAUGCUAUUGUAUAUU
Schistocerca americana (American grasshopper) is the source of this 1904-nucleotide messenger RNA. RefSeq names its product gastrula zinc finger protein XlCGF8.2DB-like. The record is from RefSeq and is a predicted model, not a curated record. The transcript has 2 exons. NCBI's taxonomy places the organism in Eukaryota, Metazoa, Arthropoda, Insecta, Orthoptera, Acrididae. The coding region runs from base 1276 to 1731 and encodes 151 amino acids.